AUGUUCGCGUGGUCGCCAUCUGACAUGCCUGGUAUCGACCCAAAUAUCAUCUGCCACCAGCUCCAUGUCAACCUUGCUAGCAAGCCCAUGGUGCAGAAGAUACUCAACUUCGCUCCCGAGCAGGUCGCAAUCAUUGAAGCCGAGAUCGACAAGCUUCUAGCUGCCGGUUUCAUUGAAGAGGGUUCUACUCGGAAUGGCGGGCCAACGUUGUUUUGGUUGCGAAACAAGAAAAGGGCAAGUGGAGAGUGUGCGUCGAUUACACCGACCUCAACAAAUCAUGCCUUAAAGACAACUUCCCAUUGCCGAGGAUCUACCAGCUUGUGGAUUCAACUUCCGGCAACCAGUUGCUCAGCUUCAUGGACGCCUACUCCAGUUAUAAUCAAAUUAUGA
Prunus armeniaca (apricot) is the source of this 390-nucleotide messenger RNA. Lineage: Eukaryota; Viridiplantae; Streptophyta; Magnoliopsida; Rosales; Rosaceae. The record is from the annotation of a GenBank genome assembly.